GAUCAUGGGCUGGGCUUUGAAUGAUAAUGCUCAUUGGGCUUAUCCAUAACACAGAUGACGAUAAAAGGAAAAGGACAAAUUGGUAAAAGUACAGAAGCAAUCCAGUUGACUUUUCAAAGAAAGUGGAGCAGUCUUCGAAGCCACGUUUCUGCAACCUCCAUUGAUGCAUUCGCUGCACCUUCUUCUUAUUCAUUCAAUCUCACCUCUCACUCUUCCAAUUCAAGCUAAUUUCUUCUCCAAAUUCCUAAACCAGAACAGAGGAAGCAAACGAAAAAUCGGUAUCGAUUUUUGGCAGAUCGGUCUCCGGUGAAACGAUGUCGUUCGAGGAGGAGGAGGCGUUCGAGCACACUCUCCUGGUAGUGCGGGAGGUGGCGGUCUACAAAAUCCCGCCGCGGUCGACCUCCGGCGGCUACAAGUGCGGCGAGUGGCUCCAGUCCGACAAGAUCUGGUCCGGCCGGCUCAGGGUCGUAUCGUGCAAGGACCGGUGCGAGAUCCGGCUCGAGGAUCCGAACUCCGGCGAGCUAUUCGCCGCCUGCUUCGUCUACCCGGGCCAGCGCGAGACCUCCGUCGAGACCGUCCUCGACUCAUCGCGGUACUUCGUGCUCAAGAUCGAGGACGGUCAUGGAAAGCACGCCUUCAUCGGGUUAGGGUUCGCGGAGAGGAAUGAGGCUUUCGAUUUCAAUGUGGCUCUGUCCGACCACGAGAAGUACAUCAGGAGAGAGCACGAGAAGGAGGUCGCCGGCGGCGAGGUCAGCGACGAUUCUCACAUCGAUAUCCACCCCGCCGUUAAUCACAGACUGAAGGAAGGGGAAACUAUUCGGAUAAAUGUGAAGCCCAAGCCGUCGAGUGGGACCGGGAUGCUAUCGGCUGCUGGGCUUUCCGGCACCGGAAAGCCAAAAACAGUGGGCCUUUCGCCGCCGCCGGGGACGGGGAAAAUCAGGUCUCCAUUGCCACCGCCUCCCAAUGAUCCAGCUGCUGUUCGGAUGACCUCUGGAAAUCAUGGUGUUGAUGAUCUCAAGGUUCCCAAGGAAAACACGAGUCGGAGCAGUGAUUCUUUGUCAGAUCUUUCUCCACUUGAGAGGAGUCUUCCUUCAGCAACAGGAUCUGGCUCAACAAAGACCACCGCAGCCGGAUGGGCAGCAUUCUGAUUGAGGGAUCAUUUGUUCAUUGUUAUUGAGUUCAUGUCUGAUGUUUUACAUUUUUUACCUCUUUUUCUUAAAGGAAAACAAAAAAAUGGAAUAUAUGAGAAAAGUGAGAAAGUAUCAACUACCAAAUACUUAAUAUCUGAAAAAUAAUUGUUUUGUGCAAUAUAUUUAUAUGCUUCUUCUAUCCUACCCGGUUCUUUCUUUGGGUUUGGGAUGCUGACUUUUGAAUUUCCAGAGUUCGUAAUAUCAUGUAUCAAAAUUGUGAAUAAGUAAAUUUGGUUUGCCUUA
Morus notabilis is the source of this 1433-nucleotide messenger RNA. RefSeq lists its product as uncharacterized. Gene Ontology annotation, biological process: endocytosis. The record is from RefSeq and is a predicted model, not a curated record. The transcript has 3 exons. NCBI's taxonomy places the organism in Eukaryota, Viridiplantae, Streptophyta, Magnoliopsida, Rosales, Moraceae. Gene Ontology annotation, cellular component: membrane; clathrin vesicle coat. Bases 315 to 1148 code for a protein of 277 amino acids.